Molecule: messenger RNA, 396 nt
Organism: Perkinsus marinus ATCC 50983
Lineage: Eukaryota; Perkinsozoa; Perkinsida; Perkinsidae
Exons: 2
Coding region: 1-396 (131 amino acids)
Source: RefSeq, a predicted model, not a curated record
AUGGUAGAGGCAGCGACGCCGAAUGAAGUACUCAUUUCUACCAAGGACGUGGUGAGGACGGCUCAUGAUGUUACCAUCAAUACCAAGGCACUCGCGGACUUCGCGCGUAGGUUUAAAAAAGUAUCACAGAACCAGAUCCGAACCUCUGCAGAUUCUCUAAGGGGGGAUGCUAAGACCGCCGCUAGACCGUGGGACCAAUGUGACUGUCAUUUAAUUGUUGAUGUCACCACUGAUGAUGGAGCAGAACUCACAGCAUUGUACGUUCUGCUAUUGGAUUGUAUGAACUUCUGUUUCUGGCCAGCUGGGAACUUCGAAUACGAGCAGUUGGGUAAUGGCGUGAAGUGGGCUCUCACUGGCCCUCAGGGGUCCGAGGUGAGCUUUAAACGCCCCGGUUGA